UGCUCCUACAAAUUUUAAAACUGCAGUGGCAAAAUGUCUAGCUCAAACCGCUCUGAUAAUGAACAAUGAAAUAAGCAGCUUUUUUCGCUGGAUAUUUGAAAGGUUGCAGGCUUCAGAUAGUAGUUCUAAGGAAAAAGAGAAAGAACGCAAGCUUUGGUUAUUGACUUCCUUACGAGAGGUUUUUGCACGUAACCAACUUGCUUCAAGUUCUCAAACUGUAUCAAAUUCUGGACCUUUUCAACAGUUCAUUCCUAACGUUCUUCAUGAUUUGGAAAGUUUGCUAGACUCUAUGGAUAGUUCAGAUUGCUUUCCUGGAAUAUUAGAGGUGUUAGAAAAAAUAGCAGAGCGAUAUCCUACUGAAUUUGGCGAACG
This is a messenger RNA of Racocetra fulgida, 372 nucleotides long. The record is from the annotation of a GenBank genome assembly. NCBI's taxonomy places the organism in Eukaryota, Fungi, Glomeromycota, Glomeromycetes, Diversisporales, Gigasporaceae.